UACAAGUUGUUUUUUUUGACUGAGGUUGUUGUAAGUCAUGCAUGAAAGGGUUAGAAGAGUAUAUGUAAAUAAAUUAAAUCUCAGUGCCAUGUACUUGCCAUGGACACAGCCUGGUUUUAAGUCGGUCUGCAGCAGGUGGCAGCAUCCGCCUUCACGGGAUCAGGUUAGGACAUGAUGUCAUGUUGUGUUCAGCUGUUGCCAGGCAACCCCUGUAGACAUGACCGAGUUGCACCAAGCGGCUGCAGCAGGGGAUUAUGACAAAGUUGAGGAGAUUCUGAGGCAGAAAAAAUGCAGUCCCAACGAGAGGGACAUCGACUGGAGCAACAAGACGCCUCUGCACUGGGCUGCAGCCAAAGGACACACAAAAAUGGUCAGGGUCCUCAUUGCACAUGGAGCGCGGCCAUGUCCGAGGACAAACUAUGGAUGGACUCCUGCUCACGCUGCCGCAGAGUACGGCCACCUGUCUGUGCUGCGGCUGCUUCACUCUCUCAACGCUCCCAUAGACAAGGAGGACAGUUACGGAGACAAACCAGUGCGGAUAGCCGAAAUAUAUGGACACCUGGACUGCGUUCGAUUCCUUCUAAAAGCAGAGACUGAGGGCCAGGCCUACCGCAAGAUGGCAGCGCUAAAAGGGAUUUCACUGGACGACUCGGAUGAAGAGUGGGCACAAUGCAGCAAAAUAAAUGAAGAGAACUUGAUCUCGCACCGAAACAUUCAGGUGUAG
This is a messenger RNA of Solea solea (common sole), 724 nucleotides long. RefSeq names its product ankyrin repeat domain-containing protein 66. The transcript is spliced from 3 exons. Gene Ontology annotation, molecular function: protein binding. The record is from RefSeq and is a predicted model, not a curated record. NCBI's taxonomy places the organism in Eukaryota, Metazoa, Chordata, Actinopteri, Pleuronectiformes, Soleidae. The coding region runs from base 218 to 724 and encodes 168 amino acids.